AUGGCGACAACUACGGAGUACGCAGACAACAGCGAAGAGACUUGCUGGUCUCUAGCCCGGUCUUCCGGGACUAUACUAGCCGCUAGCCUUGUUUUGCUAGUCACUACCCUCCUGGAAGCUUCGGUAGCGGAAGGCAGUCCCUUGGAACAUCUCGGUAGACGUCCCAUGGGACGUGAUCUCGGAUCCUGGCUCCUCCACUACGUGACACAAAAUGUUGGGGUGCAGGGUUACGACCCGGUCCUCGGGGCGUUCUCACCACCUUUGCGUUUGCGCGUACACCUGGCCGCCGUUGCCUUUUUGUGGGCAAUGCUCCUCUACGUCUGGCCCGUCUUUGGAAUUCCUGACGUUUGCGGGCCCUGGCGUCUCACAAUCAGUGUCUGGCAAGCCGCACUGGUCACCAUAGCCACCUAUCGAUUUGGUCUCUACGUGAUCCACACCGUGAUGCCCGGGGUUUCCGACCCUGGUGGACCCCGUCCGCACAAAAUUCAACGCCAGCCCGUCUGGAAGGAUUGUCUACACCACUUACCGUCCGAAACCACGUGGACCUACCUGACGGCGCAAGAUUCGCAUCGGCGGAGCGCCGAACGCUUUGCAGGAACGGGAGCCGCCUUGACCGGUGAACCAUCUGGACGAGACGUGUGGAGCGAGCAACCUCUCUCGAAGUCGCAAGUAGGGGCGAAUACGAAGAAUCGAAUAGACGAAUCGGCAGUGCAAGGAAUGGCGUGGGGAGGACGCCAACCUGGAUUCAAUCCAGCUGUGAAUCCCAACAGCUGUGACGCACCGCACCGGGCCCAACUCAUUCGCGAAUACAUUGCUUCGGGCAAGUCACCCCCUUCC
This is a messenger RNA of Phaeodactylum tricornutum CCAP 1055/1, 837 nucleotides long. RefSeq lists its product with no specific name. The annotation marks the transcript as partial. Lineage: Eukaryota; Bacillariophyta; Bacillariophyceae; Surirellales; Neidiaceae. The transcript has 3 exons. The record is from RefSeq and is a predicted model, not a curated record.